This is a messenger RNA of Spea bombifrons (plains spadefoot toad), 6521 nucleotides long. RefSeq names its product plexin A2 (gene PLXNA2). The transcript is spliced from 32 exons. The coding region runs from base 540 to 6233 and encodes 1897 amino acids. Gene Ontology annotation, cellular component: semaphorin receptor complex. Gene Ontology annotation, molecular function: protein binding; semaphorin receptor activity. Gene Ontology annotation, biological process: regulation of GTPase activity; negative regulation of cell adhesion; positive regulation of axonogenesis. Lineage: Eukaryota; Metazoa; Chordata; Amphibia; Anura; Pelobatidae. The record is from RefSeq and is a predicted model, not a curated record.
GGGAGGCAGGCUCUGGCAGGCAGUGUGUCUGCUGAUACUCUGUGUAUAUGGAAGGGGGAGUUUCACUGCCUGCAUGUGAAAGCGAGAAAAAAGGCUACUGGAGAUCUCCGCUGCCUGGGAAGCGGACAGGACACGAGAGCAGCAGGGGGAAAAAAAGCCAUCCAUAAAACUGCUCCUCGACAGAACGAAUCUGCUGCACCGAUAAGGACGGCGGGCAAGGGCUUGUGAAUGAGCAGGAAAGGAAGCAGGGAAGCCGCCGACCUCCGGUCUCUGCAUGACUGACUCAUUCACUACUGGGAGAUACUUUAGGAAUACAGAUAGAAGACGUGCUAUAAGACGGGCAGCUCUUGUGGUGGUUGCCCGGACCCCGAGCAGCCGUGCCUGUGCCUCGCAUGUGGAUUGCACCCUUGAAGCUGCUGGUGGCACAGCCUGGACAUCACAAGGAUACAAUGAGAACCAUGUAAAGGACAUUGGAAGUGAUUGGGCCUGAAAAUACCAAAGAAAAGCAGGAGUCCACCUCUCUCCCACCACCUGACACAAUGGAACAGACGAGGCUCUGGAUGUGGGCACAAGAUUUUUUGCAUCUCCGUAGUAGGACAGGAUCUCUGAUCUUGCUGAUUUUAGCCGUACUUUGUCAACAUUUUCCUUAUGCUUUCCUCUCCAACACAUUUCAUGCAGAGCAGAGGGAUUGGACUUUUAGCCACAUGACCGUACACCAAAGUACAGGUGCAGUUUAUGUAGGGGCAGUUAACCGAAUCUACAAGCUGUCUGGAAACUUGACUCUUCUCGUGUCUCACACUACUGGUCCUGGAGAAGAUAACAAGUCCUGCUAUCCACCACAAAAUGUUCAACCAUGCAGUGAGCCCCGUACUCUGACCAACAAUGUGAACAAACUUCUUAUCAUUGACUACUCUGAAAACCGCCUGCUGGCUUGUGGUAGCCUGUACCAGGGUGUAUGCAAGCUCCUUCGUUUGGACGACCUCUUUAUCCUGGUGGAACCGUCCCAUAAGAAAGAACAUUACCUCUCUAGUGUUAAUGAGACAGGAACUAUGUAUGGGGUGAUUGUUCACACCGAAGGUCAGGAUGGAAAACUAUUUAUCGGAACUGCAGUGGAUGGUAAGCAGGAUUACUUUCCUACUUUAUCCAGUCGCAAACUGCCGCGGGACCCUGAAUCAUCCACCAUGUUGGAUUAUGAACUUUAUAGUGACUUUGUGUCAUCCCUCAUCAAGAUUCCAUCUGAUACCCUAGCAUUGGUCUCCCAUUUUGAUAUUUUUUAUGUCUACGGAUUCUCCAGUGGCAAUUAUGUGUAUUUUCUCACUGUUCAACCUGAAACUCCAGAAGGUGUCUCUAGUAACUCAGCCAGUGACCUGUUCUACACCUCUAGGAUUGUACGAUUAUGCAAGAAUGAUCCCAAGUUUCACUCUUACGUUUCCCUUCCAAUUGGAUGCACCAAGAACGGAGUUGAGUAUAGGCUCCUUCAAGCCGCCUACCUCACCAAGCCUGGUGCUACUUUGGCCAGGUCACUGAAAAUCUCCUCUCAGGAUGAUGUACUCUUUGCAAUCUUCUCCAAGGGCCAGAAGCAGUAUCAUCACCCACCUGAUGAUUCCACUCUGUGUGUUUUUCCCAUCAAGACUAUCAACUCACUAAUUAAAGAGAGGCUUCAGUCUUGCUAUCAAGGAGAGGGAAACCUGGAGCUCAACUGGCUUCUUGGAAAGGACGUCCAGUGCACUAAAGCUCCGGUACCCAUAGAUGAUAACUUCUGUGGUUUGGAUAUUAACCAGCCGUUGGGAGGAUCAACCCUGGUCGAAGGUGUUACCCUGUACACAGAGAGCAGAGACAGGAUGACAUCCCUGGCUUCAUACGUGUAUAACAACAACAGCGUGAUAUUCGUCGGCACCAAAAGUGGUCGAGUCAAGAAGAUUCGGGCAGAUGGCCCUCCUCAUGGUGGCAUUCAGUACGAAGUGGUUCAUAUCAUGCGAGAUGGGAGUCCUAUACUGAGAGAUAUGGCUUUCUCCACUGACAACAAGUAUUUGUAUGUCAUGUCAGAGAUACAGGUUUCCAGGAUGGCGGUGGAGACUUGUGAACAAUAUACAACGUGCAGAGAGUGUCUAAGCUCCGGGGAUCCUCACUGCGGCUGGUGUGUGCUGCAUAACAUGUGUUCCCGAAAGGAUAAAUGUGAGAGAGCAGAAGAACCAUUUCGAUUUGCAGCCAAUAUCGAGCAGUGUGUAAAGGUUAUCGUCCAACCCAACAGCCUCCCGGUGUCUGAGCACAGCCUACCGCUGACAUUUGAAGUCAGUGAUGUUCCUGAUCUCUCGGCUGGAGUUAUAUGUUCUAUCGGUAACCUCACCCAGGUUGAAGGACGGGUGUAUGGUAAUCGCAUUGUAUGUGUAUCACCUGCUGCAAAGGAUGUUCCCACAAUACCCUCAGACCAAGACUGGUUUGGGGUGGAACUUCAGCUGAUCUCCAAAGAAACUGGGAAGACUUUUGUCAGCACAGACUUCAAAUUCUACAACUGCAGUGGCCACCAACUCUGCCUGUCCUGCGUGAACAGUGCGUUUCGCUGCCAUUGGUGCAAAUAUCGCAACCUCUGCACCCACGAUCCAACUACAUGCUCCUUCCAGGAAGGCCGCGUCAACGUCUCAGAGGACUGCCCCCAACUGGUACCCACUGAAGAGAUCUUAAUCCCUGUUGGAGAAGUAAAGCCAAUCACCCUGAAGGCCAGAAACUUGCCACAACCACAGUCCGGCCAGCGGGGUUAUGAGUGUGUGCUGAACAUCCAAGGGGUGGUGUACCGCAUGCCGGCAUUACGCUUCAACAGUUCCAGCGUGCAGUGUCAGAACAGCUCGUAUAUCUAUGAGGGAAUGGAUAUAAGCGAUCUCCCAGUGGAUUUUUCUGUUGUCUGGAAUGGGAAUUUUAUCAUUGACAAUCCACAUAAUAUCAAAGUUCACCUGUACAAGUGCGCGGCCCAGAGAGAAAGCUGCGGUAUGUGCCUGAAGGCUCACCAUAAGUUUGAGUGCGGCUGGUGCAGCGGGGAAGGGCGCUGUACUCUACACCAUCACUGCUCUUCUCCCCAGUACCAGUGGCUGGACUGGUCCAGCAGGAACGUGAAGUGCACCAACCCACGGAUCACCGAGAUUCUCACUGUGUCUGGACCGCCUGAAGGGGGCACCAGAGUCACCAUCCGAGGAGUCAACCUAGGAUUAGACUUCUCCGAGAUUGCUCGCAAUGUUCUGGUGGCAGGUGUCCAGUGCACACCUGUAGAAGAAGAAUAUAUCAUUGCUGAACAGAUCGUGUGUGAAAUGGGCAAGGCUCCCCCAGCCUCCGCUUCAGGCCCUGUGCUCUUGUGCGUUGGAGAGUGUAAACCAGAGUUUAUGGCUCGUUCUCUGCAACAGUAUAGCUUUGUGAACCCAACAGUGACCCAACUAAGCCCAACCCGUGGUCCUGAAUCUGGUGGAACCAUGAUAACCAUCACAGGCCAUAACCUUGGAGCAGGAAGCACUGUCUCAGUAGUCUUGGGGAACCAAACAUGUGAAUUUUAUGGGAGGUCCCUCAAUGAGAUAGUCUGUGUUUCGGCUCCAUCUGCACACGGCUUGGGUACCGUUCUUGUGUCCGUCAGUGUUGACAGAGCCCAUAUUGAGUCAACCCUGCAAUUCGAGUACAUUGAUGACCCGAAGGUUACACGCAUCGAACCUGAGUGGAGCAUCGCAAGUGGUCACACAUCUCUGACGGUUACCGGUACCAACCUGGACAUCGUGCAAGAGCCGAGAAUCCGAGUGAAGUUCAACAACAAGGAAUCGGUGAACGUCUGUAAGGUGGUAAACGCCACAUCCAUAACAUGCUGGGCCCCUGCUCUCACACCUGAGUACCGUCCUGGACUGGAUGCUAUUGAAAAACCGGAUGAAUUUGGGUUCAUCUUCAAUAAUGUUCAGUCACUGCUUAUCUACAACAAUACCAGGUUUCUCUACUACCCCAACCCAACUUUUGAACUUCUCAGCACCACAGGAGUUCUGGAGCAGAAGCCUGGAUCCCCUAUUAUACUGAAGGGAAAGAACCUGUGUCCCCCUGCUGCAGGAGGAGCAAAGCUGAAUUACACGGUGCUGAUUGGAGAGACACCCUGCACUGUCACCGUGUCUGAGACGCAGCUUCUCUGCGAAUCCCCAAACCUCACUGGACAGCACAAAGUGACGAUCCACGUUGGAGGAAUGGUCUUCUCCCCGGGUUCAGUCAAUGUGCUUUCCGACAGUCUCCUGACACUUCCAGCCAUUGUCAGCAUUGCAGCUGGAGGGAGUCUACUUCUCAUCAUUGUCAUCAUUGUGCUGAUUGCCUACAAGCGCAAGUCCAGAGAGAAUGAUCUCACCCUUAAAAGGCUGCAGAUGCAGAUGGACAACUUGGAAUCGAGAGUCGCCUUGGAGUGCAAAGAGGCUUUUGCAGAGCUGCAGACUGACAUCAAUGAGCUGACAAGUGAUUUGGAUCGUUCUGGGAUUCCCUACCUGGAUUAUCGUACAUAUGCCAUGCGUGUGCUCUUCCCUGGAAUAGAAGAUCAUCCUGUGUUGCGUGAGCUAGAGGUGCAAGGGAACGGCCAACAGAGUGUGGAGAAAGCCUUGAAGCUCUUUGCCCAAUUGAUCAACAACAAGGUUUUCCUUCUGACGUUUAUCCGCACAUUGGAGAUGCAGCGCAGUUUCUCCAUGCGCGAUCGGGGCAACGUGGCAUCCCUCAUCAUGACUGCUCUUCAAGGAAAACUAGAAUAUGCCACCGAUGUCCUGAAGCACCUUCUGUCCGACCUCAUUGAGAAGAAUCUAGAAAACAAGAAUCAUCCAAAGCUUUUGCUCCGCAGGACGGAAUCUGUAGCAGAAAAGAUGCUGACUAAUUGGUUUGCGUUUCUUCUGCACAAGUUCCUCAAGGAAUGUGCCGGAGAGCCGCUGUUUAUGUUGUACUGCGCUAUUAAGCAGCAGAUGGAAAAAGGACCCAUCGAUUCCAUCACAGGAGAAGCUAGAUAUUCGUUAAGCGAAGACAAGCUGAUUCGGCAGCAGAUUGAGUACAAAACCCUGAUUCUAAACUGCGUGAAUCCAGACAAUGAAAACAGCCCAGAGAUCCCAGUAAAAGCUUUAAACUGUGACACCAUUACUCAGGUCAAAGAGAAAAUCCUGGACGCUGUAUAUAAAAAUGUGCCAUAUUCUCAGAGGCCCAGGGCUGUGGAUAUGGACCUUGAAUGGAGGCAAGGUCGUAUAGCUAGAGUGGUUUUACAGGAUGAAGACAUCACAACCAAGAUAGAAGGGGACUGGAAGAGGCUAAAUACCCUCAUGCAUUAUCAGGUCUCUGACCGCUCAGUGGUAGCCCUUGUUCCAAAACAAACAUCAUCCUAUAACAUCCCAGCUUCAGCCAGCAUUUCUCGGACCUCCAUCAGCAGAUAUGAUUCCACAUUCCGCUACACUGGUAGUCCCGACAGCCUGCGCUCGCGUGCUCCUAUGAUCACCCCAGAUCUAGAGAGUGGGGUGAAAGUCUGGCAUCUGGUGAAAAAUCAUGAACAUGGAGAUCAGAAAGAGGGAGAUCGUGGUAGCAAAAUGGUAUCUGAAAUCUACCUUACCAGGCUGCUAGCUACCAAGGGAACUCUGCAGAAGUUUGUGGAUGACCUAUUUGAGACACUUUUUAGUACGGUGCACCGUGGGAGCGCGCUUCCCCUUGCCAUCAAAUACAUGUUUGACUUCCUGGAUGAACAGGCCGAUAGACAUGGGAUUUACGACACAGAUGUGAGGCACACGUGGAAGAGCAACUGCCUCCCACUCCGGUUUUGGGUGAAUGUCAUCAAGAAUCCCCAGUUUGUGUUUGACAUUCACAAGGGUAGCAUCACAGAUGCCUGUCUUUCUGUGGUGGCACAAACGUUCAUGGACUCUUGUUCCACUUCGGAGCACCGGCUGGGCAAAGAUUCGCCCAGCAAUAAGUUGCUGUAUGCCAAGGACAUACCCAAUUACAAGAAUUGGGUAGAGAGGUAUUAUGCUGAUAUUGCCAAACUACCAGCCAUCAGUGACCAAGAUAUGAAUGCCUACCUCGCAGAGCAGUCUCGCAUGCAUGCAGCAGAAUUCAACAUGCUGAGCGCACUCAACGAGAUCUACUCCUACAUCAGUAAAUACAGCGUGGAGCUCAUCACAGCCCUGGAACAUGAUGAGCAGGGUCGUCGACACCGCCUGGCCUACAAAGUGGAGCAGUUGAUAGGAGCAAUGAGUUUUGACAGCUGAGCUUGACCAUUUCUCUCCACGACCAAGGAAAGGGGAGAGACUCCUGGCAAACACUUUUAAGACAGAGUUGCAGGUCUUCUGGCCUUUCCUUCCAACUGUGAAAAAAACUGACGUCAAACGUCAGUAGGUCUUACAAUAACUUGGUUCCCUCAAAGGAACAAGGAAAGCAGCCAAACCCUUUCCUCUCGAUAUAAUUCAGAACAUGACAACUUCACAGGAGUUUCCAUGAACUAGACAGGCUGCUGAAUGCAUGUUCUAUGUAAAUUAAUAGACUGGAACAAAAGAAAA